Molecule: messenger RNA, 576 nt
Organism: Brassicogethes aeneus
Lineage: Eukaryota; Metazoa; Arthropoda; Insecta; Coleoptera; Nitidulidae
Source: the annotation of a GenBank genome assembly
AUGGCCCUUAUCGAUGUUUUUGGUAUGACUAUACCCGCCACUAUGGCUGCCAAUAUUGGUGAUGACAUUAUAUCAUACUUAUUUAGAUACCCAACUACAAUUUUAAAACCUCAAGAAGCUGCUCAGGUUGAACUGCUUAUAUUUACUUUAACUGCUUUGAAACCAAAAUUGGUGGCGUCAAGAGUAUUUAACGUUGAAGUGAGCCUUAUUGCAUCUGAAGAUACUCAAACCACAGGAGCGUUUGUUUCUGUCGUUAUAAUAAGCAUGUGCCUUAUCGAUGUUUUUGGUAUGACUAUACCCGCCACUAUGGCUGCCAAUAUUGGUGAUGACAUUAUAUCAUACUUAUUUAGAUACCCAACUACAAUUUUAAAACCUCAAGAAGCUGCUCAGGUUGAACUGCUUAUAUUUACUUUAACUGCUUUGAAACCAAAAUUGGUGGCGUCAAGAGUAUUUAACGUUGAAGUGAGCCUUAUUGCAUCUAUUUCUGGAGCCGUUGUUACGUAUAUUUUGGUUGCUUUGCAAUUACACCAGGCUUUUAUAAAAAAUUUAAAAAACAUUGAGGCUGAAAGAAAUUAA